AUGAGGAGUUGCAACACUAAGUUCAUAUUUGUUGCAGUAUAUGGGAAACACAGUAUACAGAGGAAGAGUUUGUGGACUGAUUUAGAAAGAACUAUGAGGGGAGUACAAGAACCAAGCUUAAUAAUGGGAGAUUUUAACAGCAUUUUGUCCAUAGAAGAUAGAGUGAUGGGGAAUCCAGUCCAAGAGGGAGAAAUGACAGACUUCAAAAACUUUAUAGCUGAUGUUGGAUUAGCUGAACUUAAAACAAUUGGGAGAAACUACACAUGGACAAACAACCAUGUCCAUAGCAGAAUAGAUAGAAUACUUGCCAAUGCAGAGUGGAUGCAAAAAUGGCCUAAUAUGGAGGGAACUAUUCUACAGCCAGGCUUCUCAGACCACUGCCCAUUAAUUGUAACUGUUGCUGAACCUACUGGGAGGGGGAGAAGACCAUUUAAAUUUUUUAACUGUUUAGCAGGCCAUCACAGAUUUGAUGAUAUUGUCAAGGAAGUCUGGAUGAAGGAGAAUAAAGGAAAGUCAAUGCUGAAGGUGUGGCACAAGUUAAAACAGCUGAAAAAAGAGCUGAAGCUUUUAAACAAUGAGGAGUACAACAGUGUGGGGCCAAAGAUCCAAGUAGCAAGGAACAAAUUGAUGAACAUACAAAUGGGAAUGGCAUCUCCGGAAACUGAUGAGGAAAUGAUAGCAUUAGAAAAGGAGACAAAAACUGAACUGGCAAAAUGGCUGGAAGUAGAGGAAAGUAUUAUGAAGCAGAAGGCAAGAAUCAAAUGGCUCAAAGUAGGGGACUCUAAUACAGCCUAUUUCCAUGCUUGUGUAAAAAACAGGCAGGCAAGAAACCAUAUAGGCAGACUGAUGGAUAACACAGGAAAGCUUCUACAAAGUGAAAAGGAGGUAGAAGAGGAGAUCUUAAACUUUUACAAAAAAUUACUUGGUACAACAGCCUCAACACUACCAAUAGUGGACCAGAUGUUAUGCAGAAUGGGCACAGCUUGA
Nicotiana attenuata is the source of this 987-nucleotide messenger RNA. RefSeq lists its product as uncharacterized. Gene Ontology annotation, molecular function: catalytic activity. NCBI's taxonomy places the organism in Eukaryota, Viridiplantae, Streptophyta, Magnoliopsida, Solanales, Solanaceae. Bases 1 to 987 code for a protein of 328 amino acids. The transcript has a single exon. The record is from RefSeq and is a predicted model, not a curated record.